Molecule: messenger RNA, 2220 nt
Organism: Anguilla anguilla (European eel)
Lineage: Eukaryota; Metazoa; Chordata; Actinopteri; Anguilliformes; Anguillidae
Product: tumor necrosis factor receptor superfamily member 14-like
Exons: 10
Coding region: 169-1137 (322 amino acids)
Biological process (GO): defense response to Gram-positive bacterium; positive regulation of cytokine production involved in immune response; positive regulation of T cell migration
Cellular component (GO): external side of plasma membrane
Molecular function (GO): protein binding
Source: RefSeq, a predicted model, not a curated record
AGUUCCUGGGACUAAAAGUUCUGGGUACUUUUGGUGGCUUUAGAACGGGCUAACUAAUAAGAAAAUCAGCGAAGCCUAUGAAGUAGCCUACUCGGGAAUCGGUUAUGAACAAAGUUAUGAAAUUUGGUUGAUGGCUAUCUACAUAAUCAAUACAUUGAAAAUUAUAACAUGCCGUCACCCGUAUGUCGUGUGGCAAAUCUAUUGCUCCUGUUCUGUGGCUUCGCCUAUUCCUGUGGAAGUGCAGAAUAUGAAAUUAAUGGAGAGUGCUGUCCAAGGUGCACACCUGGGACACAUGUUCAUGAACACUGCACAAAAUUUGGUAGUACCUCAUGUGUGCCAUGUGCUCAAAAAACAUUCAUUGACGUGCCAAGCAGUCUUCCCGAAUGUUUGCCUUGCAGAAUGUGUGACCCAGGCUAUUCUGCUUUAAAAAUAGUCAGGGAGUGCACCCCCACCUCUGACACAGUGUGUGGGCCUCUGGAUCACCACUACUGCACUAAGACCGAUUAUAAGGGGUGCACAUUUGCACAGAAACACACCAUCUGCUGGCAUGGACAAUUCAUCAUACGCAACGGAACAACAUCGGCUAAUACCAAAUGUGGAGACUGUCCUGAUAAAACUUUUUCCAAUGAAUCCUCGUCUGCAUACUGCAAACCACACACAGAUUGCCAGUCCUUGGGAAUGCAGGAAAUUACAGCAGGAACAAACACAUCGGAUAGUGAAUGUGGACCAAGAAAUAUUCCUGUUUACAUCGUUAUUGUGUCUGUGCUCCUUGCUUUAGUUGUUAUUUUAGCAAUCAUUUUCAUUUUAAAGAGGAGAAAGAAGAACGUGGCAACAGAUUUGACAGAAGGUGAAAGAAUGAACAGCGUAAGCCAGCCACAGGAUGAAGGGUGGCAGGACUUACUCUUUGAUAGGGUGAGGAGCUCAGCUAUCAGGGAGGACAUCAAAGUAGACCCGCUGCUCCCCUGCAUUGAAAGGAGUCAGUUGAGGUGGUUCAGGCAUCUGAUAAGGAUGCCUCCUGUUCGCCUUCCUCUGGAGGUGUUCCGGGGUCAGCCACUGGGGAGGAGACCGAGGGGCAGACCUGGGACACGCUGGAGGGAUAUCCAAAGGCUGGCCUGGUAUUGCCUGGGGAUCCACUGAGAUGAGUUAUCGGAAGUUACAGGGGAGGUCUGGGCUGCUCUGCUUGCCUUUUUGCCACCGCGACCCUGACCUGACUUGGACUGAGCGGUUAGAGAAUGGACGGAUGGACGGAUCAUCUCAUUCAUUUGGAUAACCUUGAAAUUAGACCUGCUUGAUCUGAAAGAGACGAGCUGGUGACAGUCAGAGGUAUGUGUGAUAAAUGGUUGGAGAUCCUGCAUAGUCACUGUGUGGAAUAGCUUGCCAGGCCAUGUAGCAGAGGAAGAAAAGGCAUAACACUUGGAACACAAGAUAACACCUUGGAACUGGCAGCAAUGAAUGGCACAAGGACUGGCAGAUCCGCCAAAAUCAGACAUGUUUGUGCCUAAAAGGCAACCCAGGCAGGCUAUAAAGCAUGUUUGCAGCAUUGUGAGGAACAACUACGGAGCAAAUCCAUUAACAGAACUCAUCUCUGGAAGCAUGGAGACCAAACAAGGAUGAAACCAUAGUCACUGACAGGAGGGUUGAGCUCUGCUCAUACAACGCACUCACGCCAUUUAGUCAGCUUUUCCGCGCAACAGGCACCAUAUGAGCAAAACUCAUCCAAAUUAGACCACAGAUCCGAAGCCACUGGCAGAGUUUGAGUAUCAAAAGAGUGAAUACACGGAGCCAGAGAACCAGCCAGCACAGGCUCCACAGCACACCUGCAACCAGAGUUCACCUGUGGUGGAUCCCACAUGCCCAACCAGAAGCAGUCCAGCUGUUCGGCCUCCUGGCAGGUACAAAGACUUGAGGCAACGCUAAAGGUUGCACUCCACCAACCUGAACCUCUGACCCUAUAUGAGCAUUAAAAAGGGAGUUUUCAUGAGAGACAGACUAUAUGAAAAAAUGUAUAGCAAAUCAAGAUAGAAAACUGAGCUGACUGCUGUUUUUUGCUUAAACUCUACUUGUUGACACUGGAAGCUUCCCUCAUUUUCCUGGAGUUCACUAUUAUUUUUGUGUUCUAUUUUGAUAGUGUAAUCCACUCUGAAUGCCUUGUUACACAGUGCUGUUUCUGUAUGCUAUUCCUUGUUUCAUGGAUAAAGGAUAUGAAGAUGUCUUAUGUCA